UGCUUUCUCAUAUCUCAAACAGUUCCAUUCUUCUUUGUACCUGGAUCUGUACUCAUUCCCUGAAAUGCCAGUAGAAAUAUCAUGUCUAAAUUCAUAUCAUCAUAACCUUGCCGACGUUUUGAAUCGUAAUUUCUAAAUACUAAAAUGCGUUGACGAACACCGUUUCAUAUCCCAAUGCUUUUACCAGCUUAAAGAAUUGUUAUAUUGUAACUAAGACAUACAAAAAGAUCUGUAACGUUGCAGCUUUUCAUUCUAUUAUUUCUUCGAUUCCUGCACUUCACCUUCUCCAUACACUCACACAAUGGUGCUCGUGUACCCAAUCUAUUUUGAUAAAAAGCGUUCAAAAGAAUUUCGUCGUGUUUCUAAAAAAGAUGCUAUUGAAAAUCCAUUAGCAAAGAACAUCGCGGAUGUCGUUCGUGAUUUGGGCUACCAAUGUAAAAUUGAACCUCUCAAAACUCACCCCGCCGACUGGGCUAAUCCAGGCCGUGUAGAUUUAAUUUUACCGGAAAAAAUAUCAAAACGUUAUCUGUUUAAGCAAAUCGCAAAAGUCUUGCAACAUCGUCCCACUAAACCACAAGAUCCAUUGUCUCUACCUAUACAGAAUGUCCCUCCCAGACUUCCUGAACGUCCACCCGCUUAUCCCAAAGGUAUAACUGGAAAUACCAUUUUACCUAUGCAUUCUCCAGCGCUCUCAGGAGGAGGUAUUUCGGAAAAUAUGUUCCAAGACAUGAUGCAGGAGAUGCAAGGACAACCAGGAAUGCAAAACGGCAUGAAUCCUUUGAACGCACUUUCUGGUAUGGGUAUGGCCCCUCCUGCAACACAAAAUACUAGCUCUUCACGACCCAGCAUGGCUAAAAUAGAGCAAGAAGAAUACGAUUUGGACUUGGAAUAAGAAAUUUGAAUAAUCCUAUCAUCGAGCUACGACUAUCAUCAUAUACCAAACUUUGGUAUCUCGUAUAAAACAGAGGGUAUUGCUUUGAACAAUCAAUCUAAACUAUGGACAGUUAUUUUCAAUCGUUAAUGAGAAAUGUACAAAUUAUACUCUUUUUACUAUA
This is a messenger RNA of Schizosaccharomyces octosporus yFS286, 1055 nucleotides long. Its product is annotated as signal recognition particle subunit Sec65. The transcript is spliced from 2 exons. Gene Ontology annotation, molecular function: 7S RNA binding. NCBI's taxonomy places the organism in Eukaryota, Fungi, Ascomycota, Schizosaccharomycetes, Schizosaccharomycetales, Schizosaccharomycetaceae. Gene Ontology annotation, cellular component: signal recognition particle, endoplasmic reticulum targeting. Gene Ontology annotation, biological process: SRP-dependent cotranslational protein targeting to membrane, signal sequence recognition; SRP-dependent cotranslational protein targeting to membrane. The record is from RefSeq and is a predicted model, not a curated record. The coding region runs from base 302 to 892 and encodes 196 amino acids.